Molecule: messenger RNA, 2123 nt
Organism: Hippoglossus stenolepis (Pacific halibut)
Lineage: Eukaryota; Metazoa; Chordata; Actinopteri; Pleuronectiformes; Pleuronectidae
Product: carbohydrate sulfotransferase 15
Exons: 8
Coding region: 403-1989 (528 amino acids)
Biological process (GO): hexose biosynthetic process
Molecular function (GO): N-acetylgalactosamine 4-sulfate 6-O-sulfotransferase activity
Source: RefSeq, a predicted model, not a curated record
GAGAGAGAGAGAGGAGCAGGAGCUGUCACAGUCUGCAACUUGUUCACACGCAACCUCCGCUGGAUGAACACAAAUAAUCUGAAUAAUAAUAUUAGGAUUUACAGUCAUUACACGGACUUACAAAUGCCAGUCAUCCCGUGACCGGUGACCGGGAUGGAGACGCAUGCGAGGCGGCGAUGAGAAGUAGUUUGAUCGGGGUGGUGGUGUGAGCGCUGCCGGCACCGAGAGGAAACUAAUGGGAGGUGUGAGUGGAUGAGGUGGGAUGUUCGCCACAACCCAUCAUGGACUUAAACUGUUGGCCCCAUCUGAAACCCUCACGUCUGGCUGGCUCCUGCUUUUACAACGCCCCCCCACCCCACCCCUGAGAGUCUGAGCGAGUGACACCUGGGAUUCGCCGCUACGAUGACGCACGUGGACUACAAGUACAGCCUGCUGGGCUCGGCGGUGGACGACUACCGCAAGAGGCCGUUGCUCCUGCAGGUGGACGACACGCCCGUGAACCUGUUCGCGAUCAUGGAGGUCAAACGGGAACUGCCCAGGCGGUGGAGCACGCUGGGCUGCUUCAGCAGGAUCCGCCUGUACAGCUUCGUGUUCGGCCUGGCCGCCACGUUCCUCAUCAUGGCCUCGUACAUCCUGACGGGGGACAAGAAGGGCCUCCUCCUCACCCCGUCCCCCUUCCACUUCAGCAGCCUGGUCAGCCCGGGACCCUUUGCGUUCAAUGUCUCCUCGGUCAAGGACGAUGCACACAUCAAACUAGUGGUCAAGUCCAUCACAUCCAAGGUGACGUUUCACAGCAGUCGAAAGGUUCCGGACUUUAAAGUGCUGGUUAACAGUGAGCCACAUAUGUUUUCUGUUAUCCCCCGCCAAUUCCAGCCUGGUGUCAAGAACCCCUGCUGGUAUGAGGAAUACACUGGGAAUAUUACUUCAGACCCAUACAAGAAAAAUAUGUACGGGCGCUACUCAAGGCGCUUCCGGACUGAAUUUCAGUUCUUGAGGAACACUUUCCGAGAGCACUUGAUUCACCAUGACGGGAAACUCUACCGCAUGCGGUGCCUUCCUUAUUUCUAUAUCAUAGGCCAACCAAAAUGUGGCACGACAGACCUGUACGACAGACUGAAGCUGCGGCCGGACGUCAGGUUCACCACUUUCAAAGAGCCGCACUGGUGGACCCGCAAGAGGUUUGGUAUCAGUCGUCUCAGCAAGGGCUUCCAGGAUGGAUACCCGGUGGAAGACUACCUGGACUUGUUCGAUCAGUCUGCUUAUCAAAUCCAGGGCAACCUCACAGCAAAAGGCAGUGGAAGCCCCAGCCACCCUAACAUUAUCAUAGGAGAAGCCAGCGCAUCCACCAUGUGGGACAACAACGCCUGGGUGUAUUUCUAUGACAACACCACAGAGGGAGAGCCUCCUUUCCUCGUCCAGGACUUUAUUCACGCCCUGCAGCCUGAUGGCCGCUUCAUCGUUAUGCUCAGGGACCCGGUGGAAAGGUUAUACUCUGACUACCUUUACUUUGGUAUUACCAAUAAGUCUGCAGAGGAUUUCCACGAGAAGGUGUCAGAAUCACUGCAGUUGUUCGAGGGGUGCCUUACAGAGUACACAAUGCGCUCCUGUGUGUACAACAUUACUCUCAACAAUGCCAUGCCAGUCAGAUUGCGAAUUGGCCUGUACAUUUUGUAUCUACUGGACUGGCUGACCGUCUUCAGCAGGGAACAGAUUCUGGUCCUGAGGCUGGAAGACCACGCCUCCAAUCGCAAAUACACAAUGCACAAAGUCUUUGACUUCCUGAACCUGGGGCCACUGACAAAAGAAAUAGAGUCGGAGAUCACGCGAAGUCCAGCGUCAAACACCAGGAAGCCGGCCGACAAAAACCUGGGACCCAUGCUGCCCAUCACGAAAGAGAUCCUGCGGGACUUUUACACGCCGUUCAACGAGGAACUGGCUAAAGUGCUGCGCAAUGACUCUUUCCUCUGGGACAAUUACUCAACACUCUGAACAACUGACCUCCAUUCUACUUCUGUAAAAAAACACACACACACACACAGAAAAACACAAACCGAUGUGUCUGCCAGCCCCUUCGUUGGAGUUUCAAGUGCCCAUGAAAGGAAAUAAAAAAAAUCAUCAAUGUU